AUGAGCAUAACUCUAAAAUCCUUCCGCGCUUUAUCUCAGCGAAGGCAACAGCGCCCAGCUCUGAAGACAUUGUUGACGACUCGAUCGAUCCGGAAUGCAAUUCCAGCGCUGUGUCUCGUCCUAUCGCUCACUUGCUUCUAUGCACUCAUACCUCGGUCCUCUACCUACUUGGCCCCAUUAGAUCAGGCAAUCGAAGACAAAUCUACAGAAGCCCAAGAAGUAUCGGUGGGCAAUGCGCGCUUUCAUCUCCUUGUACCAGCCACGAGCUCUAACCCGGACCUGUGUAAAUUGAGCCUUUCCGUCCAGAUACUGGACUAUCCAAUCCCAGUACUCAUCAACUUCGGCCACCCGGAAGAUCCAGAUAGCUACGUCCAACAUCUGGCUAAACCACAAGGUAUUCUCAACUACCUAGACUCCAUCAGUGGUGAGGAUGAUCGGGGCCGUGUGGACGAGGACUUAGUGCUGAUAGUUGACGGCUAUGAUGUCUGGAUGCAAUUGCAUCGAGAUGUGUUGAUCUCAAGAUAUUAUGAGAUGAAUAGGGCUGCAGACGCGAGAACUAAUGCUACAUAUGGCGAUGAGACGUUCCGGCGCCUGGACAUGAGGCAGACGACUAUCUUUGGGCCAGAUAAGAUUUGUUGGCCCAUUGACUUCAGUCGACCAGCGUGCUGGGCAGUACCGAGAGGAGCUUUACCAGAGUACACUUUUGGACCUCGAACAGACCAUGGCCCCGAAGAGUUCAACAUCCCCCGCUGGCUAAAUUCAGGAACAAUCCUCGGGCCUGCUAGUGAUCUCCGAACACUUUUCCGGGCCACAAUCGCCGAGAUCCAAAAGAACCACACCACGGACUCAGACCAAUUCUACCUCGCGGAACUGUUCGGGCAGCAGGAAUUUGGACGCUUACAACAUCGACCAGACUUGCUCAACGAAAUGAGGAAGAUACGCUACCCGGGCGAGGAAGGCCUGCGUGAUGAGGAGCUAGACAGGAAGGAGCCGACGAGCUCUGUCAUGGGCAGCAAUCUCGAGGGACGCCUGACUGAGUUCCACAUAGGCAUCGAUUACGAAAGUCGAAUCUUCCAAACCCUCGCAUUCUACAAACAAUUCCUUACCUGGACUCGAGCAUCGUCUGCCUGGCGACCACGCACGAGUCCUCACCAAGGCCAACCCUUCGAUGUUCAACUAGCGAAGGAUAUCCUUCAGUCACCAUCUCCGAUGCUGACAAGGAACAACACUGGCAGAGAUAGCGAUGUCGCCGAUGACUUGAGCUCCAUCUACACAUCUUCCUCGCCAUGGCAGGACGUUGAUCUCCUCUACAAUAUCGCCACAGUCCAGCACCCAGCCCUCCUUCACAUAGCUGGCGGAUUUCGCGAGAAACCUUUCCGCGAGUACUGGUGGUCUAAACUCUGGUUUCAAGCUUCUCCUUCCCGAUUACGGCUAGAGGCUGUGGCUCGUCAUGGCAGCAUGCAGACAGACCAACAGACUCCGUUGAUCGGAGGCUAUCGUUGGCUCAACGCUGCUGGGUCAUCGGAAGCACAGGAACUGCCGGCGAGAGGGUAUGGUGGUGCUUGGGUAGAUCAUGCCGGAGGGUGGAUAAGCUGGAAGGGUCUAUGUGGAAGAUUCGAGGAGGAGAUCUAUCGGGAUUCUGGUGGUGAGCCGGACUUCUUCCAUCCAUCCUAG
This is a messenger RNA of Recurvomyces mirabilis, 1674 nucleotides long. RefSeq lists its product as uncharacterized. Bases 1 to 1674 code for a protein of 557 amino acids. The record is from RefSeq and is a predicted model, not a curated record. Lineage: Eukaryota; Fungi; Ascomycota; Dothideomycetes; Mycosphaerellales; Teratosphaeriaceae. The transcript has 2 exons.